AUGAUUCAUAAAGAUUCAUUGAGUUCUGAAAAUAUUUUUGUUCUCAAGAAUCGAAAGCUCAACAGUAGCAGUAGAAAUAAACAACAACAAAAACAGAAUGAGACGAAACAAAAGCUAACAGAAAAUUGUAUCUCCAAUAUUCCUCAUCAAGUAAACUUGUUGAAUGCUUCAUUCGCCCAAAAAUCUUGA
Messenger RNA from Clunio marinus, 189 nucleotides. The record is from the annotation of a GenBank genome assembly. NCBI's taxonomy places the organism in Eukaryota, Metazoa, Arthropoda, Insecta, Diptera, Chironomidae.